Patella vulgata (common limpet) is the source of this 2580-nucleotide messenger RNA. Its product is annotated as 5-hydroxytryptamine receptor 2C. The transcript has 2 exons. Bases 440 to 2023 code for a protein of 527 amino acids. The record is from RefSeq and is a predicted model, not a curated record. NCBI's taxonomy places the organism in Eukaryota, Metazoa, Mollusca, Gastropoda, Patellidae. Gene Ontology annotation, molecular function: G protein-coupled receptor activity; dopamine neurotransmitter receptor activity, coupled via Gi/Go. Gene Ontology annotation, biological process: adenylate cyclase-activating adrenergic receptor signaling pathway. Gene Ontology annotation, cellular component: membrane.
CAGAAUUUUGUUUUAAAUACCAAUUUCUAAAUCUGUUAAGACACAUCUUGAAUAUAUUAAAAUAUUGGAAGUGUGAAGUAAUUUUAUCAAUUUCUGGAAUGGAGUAAGCAUUAUUCGCCAACAAAAUACUCUAGUAUUAGUAAAGGGGCAUCUUUAACAGUAUGCUGUGUGAGACCGUUUCUGGGUAGCUGCCAGUAGAAAUCAAAUUGAUAGUUAAAUCAAUGGUGGCAAGCAGCAAAGACAAGGAGUUAAAUGCUAGCAUCUUAUAUCUUUUUCUGGAAUUUAACAUGUAGCUUUCUUAUCAACCCAACCAAUUUUUUUUUUAUCAAAAUGCGUGACAAGUGGUGUUCAAAGAUUGGGAUAUAAGCAAAACGUAGUUGUCUAAAAUGUUAACAAUCUCAGUGUAAUCAGUGAAGAAAAUAAAAGACAAGUGUUAGUGAUGUGCUCAGAGAGUGGUGGAGAUAUUGUGCACGUAAAAUUUCCCUCCAAUACAACUAAAUUAGAUAAAUCUUUGAUCCCAAAUGUCCAUCUAUUUCUGCCUCUGGAAAGCAUUGGCGCCUACAUUCACUCUGGAAACAUGUGCGCCUGGCAUCAGGAUAUCAAUGAAACUUUUCUCAACAGUUCAGGAGAUGAUAUAUCUUCAGAGACACAAGUGUAUAAUUGGACAAUACUAAUAAUGUGUCCACUGGUUCUGUUUGGAAUCGGUGGAAACCUACUGGUGAUUAUGGCCAUAUCUUUGGAAAAACGACUGCAAAAUGUUACAAAUUAUUUUCUUUUGUCCCUGGCAGUCACAGACUUUUUGGUAUCACUUAUUGUUAUGCCUUUCAGCAUUAUUAACGAAUUUACGGGUAAAUGGUUGUUUGGAUUGGUUUUGUGUGAUUUGUUUUGUACUGCAGAUGUUCUCAUGUGCACCUCAUCUAUUCUUCAUCUGUGUACCAUUUCACUUGAACGCUACAUUGGAAUACGUUACCCUCUAUGGACCAAAAAUAAAUCAAAAUCUGUUGUUUUCAUGAAAAUAGUGCUAGUUUGGACAAUAGCCAUUGCCAUAACCAGCCCAAUCACAAUAUUAGGACUGCUGAAACCUCACAAUGUGCUAAUGGGUGAUAUGUGUGCUUUAAACAAUGAGCACUUUAAGAUAUAUGGGUCUAUAUUUGCAUUUUUUAUACCCCUUGUGAUAAUGAUAAUAAUGUAUGGACUAACUGUGCGUAUGCUUAACAAACAAGCCAAACUCUGUGGUCAAGGGAGUCAAAAAGAUGGAGCACCGAUGAUUCGCCGGUCAACCAGCAGACGCCAUUGGAAAAGUAACCACAACAAUGUUUCCCGACAUGAAAAUGUAAAAUAUUCACAAUCAUUUCCAGUAACUGGGUCCAAAACUAAUAAGGGACGAAACUCUUAUCAACCACUACAGAAACGCAACACAGUUCCUUACCCUUCCCAGGAAUCACCCAAGACUAAAGAAAAGAGAAAAAGUUUUACCUUUGAAAAUUCACUUAAUUGUGAUCGUAAAAAUGACCAAUCGCAAAAAAAAUCAAACAAUUAUCAUCCAAUACACAAGCGUGAAUCAAAGUCACUUCGAGAUCUAGUGAAAAAACAUCAUGUCGCCAUUAAAGCAGCUAACCUCCUCUUACAAAGAAAAGAUUCUGUUAGAAAAGAUAACUCUGUUCAAACAGAACAAAAGGCCACAAAGGUUCUAGGAGUUGUCUUUUUGAUAUUCAUCAUUUGUUGGGCGCCAUUUUUUAUGGUCAAUAUUUUAAUGGCACUGUGUAAAAAGUGUCAUUUUAAUCCUACACUAAUUACUGCUUUCGUGUGGUUGGGUUAUGUUUCUAGUACAUUAAAUCCUAUAAUUUACACCAUUUUUAAUCGUAUUUUUAAAAUGACCUUUGUGAAACUGCUGAAAUGCCGUUAUAAUACACUUCAUAGGGGUAAAAGGAACCUCAAUAUAACUUCUCGAAAUGGAUUGCUUAAUUGUAAUUCUUUCUGUGCUUCAGCUAAUAGUGCUAGUUUUGAAGAAUCAAUAUGCUGACUUUUGAAUACGUCUGGGACAGUUAGAAAGAAGAAAUUAAGAUGUGCUUAGUUGUCUGUGAUAUGCUUACUGAAAUUGCUAAAGGGGGAUUAUGUGUCUAAACAAUCAUUUCAAAGGUGAAAACUCAUGGGAAUGUAAAAUGGAGGGAUGACAAUUCAUUGAUAUCUUUAAUCUACUUGUUAUUUAGUCGUCUGUUGAUUAAGCAACUUAAGACGUCUGAUUACAUACUUUAAAUGACACCAACUAUUCAUGUAUGCCAAUUCUGUUGCAUUAUACAACUCAACAUAUUUCAACAAUAUAAAUAUGUUGGACCUUUUUUUACAUUAUCCAUAUUUAGGCUACACUGAAUAGAACAUGAUUAUUUAAUUUACAACAGCAAAUGAUUACUAAAACAUGAGAAUCUUCAAUUAAAAUCCACAAAUGUUCCAUGUUAUUACCUCUAACUGAUUUUAACAUUUAAAUAGUUUAACAUAUAAAAUUUUAUGAAGUUUUUAAUGGUGCAAUGUUAUUUAUAAAAAUAAAUUAAUAUAUAAUAUAUUAUGUAAUAAAAAUAUUUG